AUGUCAGCCAAGCGAGCGCUCAGCAGCAUCGCGACAAAAGAGGACCCAGAGACCCUCUACGAGCUUAUGGAGCACAUCGGCACCGGCAGCUACGGCGAAGUAUUCAAAGCGCGCAGCAAACAAACCGGCGAGCUCGCCGCCAUAAAAGUCAUCAAACUCGAAGCCGGCGAAGAGCUCGACGAAGUCCUCCACGAAGUCAACUUUCUCCGCGACUGCAACCACCGCAACGUCGUCUCCUACAUCGGCUGCUACAUGAAACGUGGCACCCUCAAAGGCCAAAAACACAUCUGGAUCGUCAUGGAGUUCUGCGGCGGCGGGUCCGUCGAAGCUUCCUACAAGGGCAUGCGCGGGCCGCUCACCGAGCAGGAAAUCGCAUGCAUCAUCCGCGAAUCUCUCACCGGCCUCUCCUUCCUCCACUCCUGCAACAAGAUGCACAGAGACAUCAAAUGCGGCAACAUCCUCAUGACCGAAACGGGCCAGAUCAAGAUCGCCGAUUUCGGUGUCUCCACCCAACUCACACGCACAUUCUCGAAACGACAUACAUUCAUCGGAACACCGUAUUGGAUGGCACCCGAGGUCAUCACCGCCGAGCAGCAGGGGACCGCGUACGACUCGCAGGCGGAUAUAUGGUCGCUGGGCAUCACCGCGAUGGAGAUGGCGGAAUGUAGCCCGCCGAUGUUUGAUAUGCAUCCGAUGAGGGUGUUGUUUAUGAUACCCAAGUUGGAGCCGCCGAAACUCAAGGAUUCCGGGAAGUGGAGUGAGGAGUUUAGGGAUUUUUUGCAUGUUUGUUUAGAGAAGGAUCCGGAUAAGCGGCCGACUGCGGAUGUACUGCUGAAACACCCCUUCAUGAAACCCACCUCGACACCCACGCUUAUAGUAACGCACCUCAUCGAACGCACCCGCGAAGCCAAACGUGCACGCGCGGCCCUCACCAUCCAGAACCCGUUGUUCCCGCAGGCGGGCGCAGACGACGACGACGACGACGAUGAUGACACCGAAGCGAGCGAGAGGGCUGAGACGGUGAAGAAGAGGGGGACGGCGCAGAAAGUUGAGGUCGGGACUGUGGGGACGCCUGUUGAGCAGGCGCUGCAGCGGCUGGACGUAAAAGACAGCAAAACCUCCACCCUAACCUCCAUCGGCGAAUCCGCAUCCCCCUCCUCGGAGACCGAAGACGACACCCUCGGCCCCCUAGGUACGCUAUCAGAAGGCCAGCGGGAACGAACAAUACGACGCGCGGCCACCCACGUCAAGGAGGAAUCCACGGCGUUGGUGGAACGAGUGCCUGUGCCGGAGAAGGGGGAUACGUUGACCAAAGAGGAGGCGAAAAAGAAGCCGGUCUUCAAAGCCAGCCGGAUAUGCCGGUUAACGAUCCAAGUCAACUGCGCCGAGUUCCUAGGCGAAACGCUGCUAUUAGGCACAGACGACGGCCUCUUUGGGUUUGAGACGAAAGAAAAAGACGCAAAAAUGAUCCCAUUAUCAACGAGACGGUACGAGCAGCUCAACGCGCUCGAGGAUCUCAACAUCGUCAUUUCGCGUUCGGGAAAAUACGACAUGGUAGCAACGCACGACAUGACCUCCACGAUGAAGUUCAAGCGGAAGCAGAAGUUUGAGACGGAGACGAAGCUGAAGAAGAUGAAGGAGACUAAGGGGUGUCAGUUCUAUUCUAUUGCCAGGAUAAAGACCUCGAUCUACCUCUGCGUCGCGACGCCCAAGUCGCUAUUAGUGAUGAAAUGGGCGCCGCAUCCUCUAAACCGCUUCAUGAAAAUGAAGGAAAUCAUGGUGGACUUCAAAGUCACCUCCCUCGACAUCACCGAAUCCCCCACCAACGAACUGCGCCUCUACGCCGGCACAUCCACCCGCUUCAAGGUCGUCGACCUGCAAACAGUCACCGUGGAGGAAAUCGUCGUCCCCGGCGUGUCGGAGGAUAAAUUGGGGAAACCGGUUCGCGGCGUGCUUUACGAGGGGCUUUUUGUGCUUUGUUACGAGCAUAUGGGGAUCAUGACCAAACUGCACCUCAACAUCAAAGAGAACCGGACGCUUACGUGGCGGAGUCCGAUGACGUUCGCAGACGCCCUCGGCACCGACUACCUCGUCGCGGGCUCCACGGACGUGGUCGACGUGAUCAACAGCGACACCGGCAAGAUCGUGCACGUGUUCGAGACGAAGCGGGACAAGAUCCGGUCGUUGGGGCUGUUGGUGUGUAAAGGCGAGAAAUUGUUUUUGUUGGCGGAGGAGGAGAGGGAGGGCGUUAGAGGGGGGAGUGUUAUACUUAUUGAGGUUGGGGGGUAG
Messenger RNA from Fimicolochytrium jonesii, 2289 nucleotides. RefSeq names its product kinase-like domain-containing protein. Gene Ontology annotation, biological process: protein phosphorylation; neuron projection morphogenesis; MAPK cascade. Gene Ontology annotation, cellular component: cytoplasm. Bases 1 to 2289 code for a protein of 762 amino acids. The transcript has 11 exons. Lineage: Eukaryota; Fungi; Chytridiomycota; Chytridiomycetes; Spizellomycetales; Powellomycetaceae. The record is from RefSeq and is a predicted model, not a curated record. Gene Ontology annotation, molecular function: protein serine/threonine kinase activity; ATP binding.